Notolabrus celidotus (New Zealand spotty) is the source of this 1489-nucleotide messenger RNA. RefSeq names its product probable G-protein coupled receptor 160. Gene Ontology annotation, cellular component: signaling receptor complex; plasma membrane. The record is from RefSeq and is a predicted model, not a curated record. The transcript has a single exon. Bases 1 to 1056 code for a protein of 351 amino acids. Lineage: Eukaryota; Metazoa; Chordata; Actinopteri; Labriformes; Labridae.
AUGCUGGCCAUCAUUGAGCAAUGGGACGCGCAGGCCGGCUGUUACAUGGACAACACUGAGAAGUUUCUACUACUCUUGAUCUCUAAGCUAGUACUGGAUGUGUUGGUCUUCUACUUUUGCUGCCAGAAGCGUUACACCUUCUUUUUGAACAUGUGCAGCCUGUCCAUUCUCCUGCUCGACUUCCUCGUGGUGUUUCUUAUAGCAACAGUGUGGUUACUUGGACCUGACAAGUCUCUUUUCUCACCGUGCUUCAUCUUGGCUAAUGCAUCGGCAACAUAUGGAGCUCUACCACUCCCCAUGAUGCUCCUGGGUUCAAUCGACUACUGUUUGGGAGAUGCCUCUCUGUACAACCAAAGCUCUUUCAGCAAGCUUGUAAGGAACACAGUAUUGUCAUUGCUGGUGUUGAUUCUGGCUGUUAUUGGCACAUUUGGUCCAGUCAAAGCUCAGAUGAUCAAACUAGAUGAUGACAUACGGACAAGUGUGGUUGUGUGUAAACUGGAUGGGUCUUCGGUGAUAACAUACUUUGUUUGGGGGGUUUUCCUAGCAGUUAUUUGUGCACUGCUGCCCUUUUUCUCAAAGAUUCCCUGCUGGAUGAAAGAGGCUUACAGGAUAUCUGAAGCAAGGGAAGAACAAGAGAAGAGGAGGAGCGACUUGUUGUUCACCCAAACUAACUGCAUGGACACAAAGCACAGUGAGGAGAAUUACCUGGAGGAGACUGACCAGCAGCGACCCCCUCUGUGGCUCAGCCUAACUCUGAGCUUCGGUUUCUUUUGGAUGCCUUACCUGACUGUGUCUGUGGCCUGUCUGCUCAUUGGCUUUGCAGUACCCGCCUACCUUACCGUCAACAUUAUAUGGUUGGAGUGCGCUAACAGUUUACUGCUAGGUUUGGUGUUUUGGGUAAAGAGCAAGACGCUAGGGCCUUACAGCCACCUGCCUGAUCAUGUGGGCUCGUGGCAUAUUUUCUGGCAUUUGAGCAAAGGAACACAACGGCAGCAAAACCCCAUGGGUGUGUAUGACCCAUCAAAAGAGAAGAAAAGCACUCUCCUCUGGGUGUAAUGUGUGUGUGUGUGUGUGUGUGUGUAUACUAGGGGUUGGAUGAAAUAUUUGUAGAGUAAUAUAUCAUUAUCCUGACUUGUGCAAUACAGUUACUCUAUCACUAGUGCUAAGAAAAGGGGAGGGGAAGUCAAUAUCAUGAGACCGAUUGCCCUUGCAAUGUGACUCACUAAUUUAAGACAUGAUAUUAUCGAUCGUGAACUAUAUUUGGGUUAUUGUAUUGUAUCAUGAAUUACCCUCUAAUUCCCACCCCAAAUGUAUACAUGUAAUGUGUGUAAUAUAUGCAAACAGAGACUUAACAUGAUGUGUACACUUGUGUGGAACCGGUGGAUCCUUGACAAUAAUUGUUACUGACUACAGCAAAAACAUGUUUGGGCUUUUCAGAAAAAGCUUUGUACUUCAAUUGCAAAAAUGACAUUUCUAUUGUUUACACUCA